CUAGAGGCUAGGGUUUUGUGCAUAUCCACUGUGCACUCUCUGUCGGUUUCUCUGUGUGUGUGUGUUUUGUGGGUGCGUUUUGCAUGUCAGUUCCUAUUUAUGUAGCGUUCUCUCUGUUUUGCGCUGAGUGCCAGAGUCUCUGUUUUGCGCUGAGUGCCCAUUGUUUCUGUUUCUCUCUCUCUCUCUCUCUGCGAAAUUUCAAAUUCUUGGGAAACUGGGUUUCAUGGGCGUGAUGGAUAGGAUUGAAAAGGUGGAAUCAUUGUCCGAGGCUAUAACGGCUGAGAACAAGAAGUGCUGUGCCGAUUGCAAGACCACGAAGACCCCCUUGUGGAGAGGGGGGCCUGCUGGGCCCAAGUCAUUAUGUAACGCCUGUGGGAUCAGAUACAGGAAGAGGAGGAUUUCUAUGGUGGGUUUGAGCUACGGAUCAUAUAGGAAAAGAGACAAGUCACACUGUCAUGGUACUUCUUCUGUUAGCACCACCCCCACUGCUGCUGAUACAACCACGUACACUGCUAUAGCUGUUGAUAAUGGUGGUGGCGGAGACCUUAGUGUGUCCUUGAAAACGAAAUUAAUGGCGUUGGGUAAGGAUUUGUUGCUGCAAAGGUCACCAUCAGUGAUGAAGAAACAGAGGUGGCAGAGGAGGAGGAAGUUGAAGGAGGAAGAACAAGCAGCCGUGUCUCUGAUGGCACUGUCCAGUGGCUCUGUUUUUGCCUGAAAGGAGUAAAAAGAACACAAAGGGCAUAAGAUUAAAAAACAGAAAAAAAAAAAAAAAACCCUAACCAACCAACCAACCAACCAUCACAUAUACCUUUUGUUGUCCUUUUAGCUUACUGUAGCGAAAUUCCCCUUUGAUCUUAUUUGGGUUUUUCAAAUACAGAAGAAUAUGAAUGGAAUAGUCAGGAAAAUAGGGAGUCAUAUAGUUAGAGUUUAGGGAAUGAUAUUCCUGUCUUUGGUAUUACAUCUUUAAUUAUAAUGUACAUGUUCUCGGAAGUAAUGGUAUAUAUGAUCUUUCAUUUCGAUA
Molecule: messenger RNA, 1021 nt
Organism: Juglans regia (Persian walnut)
Lineage: Eukaryota; Viridiplantae; Streptophyta; Magnoliopsida; Fagales; Juglandaceae
Product: GATA transcription factor 15-like
Exons: 3
Coding region: 224-715 (163 amino acids)
Biological process (GO): regulation of DNA-templated transcription
Molecular function (GO): sequence-specific DNA binding; zinc ion binding
Source: RefSeq, a predicted model, not a curated record